CCUGCUUGCACGUCGCGCAAAAAACAGCAGCGGCGGCCGUUGGGGGAAGAGAGUAAAUAGAGAGAGAAACCUCAAGAUGGCUGACUCGCUGGGCUCCGCUCACCUCACCGGAGCUGCUACUGCGGUAGCCCCGGCGGUCGCCUCCGUCAAAAGCCCGCUCGCCAAGCCGACGGAGCCGAAAGGAGCCCCUGACAACCGCUCCCAGUCUUCCCGGGAUUUCAACCCGCCGCCGCCCAAGAAGGUCCGAGUCGAGGAGAGGAGCGUUAAACCCAAAAAACUCAGUAGGGAAACAGCAGUUGGAGGCAACGGUAGCGGCAAAGAGAAACUCCAGCAGCCCACGAAGCAGCAGCAGAGUUACGGCAGCAGCAGCGGCAGCAGUACGGGCUUGUGGAGCUUCAGCCCGGUGAAGACGAGCAGCAGCGGCAGUAGCAGCAACCCUCCGGUGCCUGCUACCGGUGGAGCUCAAACACCGACAAACACGCAUAAAGUCUUCAAACAGAGCGACUUCUUCCUCCACAAAGCGCCUUCCUCCUCCAAACCCAAGAAACCGAGCAAAGAUAAACGGCGGGAGAAAGACAGGGAGAAGGGGAAAGGAGGCGGAGAGGAGAAAAAGAAACAUAAACUACUGGUGACCUCCGGACCCGGGAGUAACGUUACCAACAACGAUAUCAGCAGAAUUAGUAACACUUCUGCGGUGAGGAGAGAAAAUGGGGAGGUCAUGUUGCCACCUAAAGAGCACUCCAGCAAGGCGCAAGAGAGGGAGCGGGAGGAGAGGGAGAAGAAGAAGGUCAAAGACAGAGAGAGGGAGAAGGAGAAGAAGAAGCACAAAGUGAUAAACGAGAUCAAGAGGGAGAACGGAGAAGUCAAGCAGCCCAUUAAAGAUGAAAAAGAGAAAGCCAAGAUCAACUCUGAGGAGCUGCAAAUCAAAAAAGUGAAGAAGAAAAAGAAGAAGAAACACAAAGAGGGGGAGAAGCACAAGCGAGUGAAGAUGUACCACCGCUCCUGCCAGACCAUUUGCGCCGGCCUGCUUCUGCUCCCUCCAUCCUCUCCACCUCCCACCUCCUCUCCCUCAUCCUCCAAUCCCACUCACAACUCCUCCCUGUCUCCAUUCAAGUCCCCUCUACCUGUCUACCCUCCACCCAACAACAAAACUGCACAUCAUUUACCUUCCUCUCCUACUCUCACCCCCACAUCUCUCUUAAACUGCACCACACCUCAGCCUUCCCCAACCAAACUCUCACCGCAGUGCAGCUAUCCCGGCAUGGCUGGCCUGGAGUUUGCUCCCUACAUCCACAUAGAGCACCAGCCGAACGGAGGGGCCCUGGUGGCCCACGCCUACAUGUCCCAGCUGUCCUCACUCUCCCUGGGCCAGAGGCAGAGAUUUGCCCAGGAGUUUGUCACCUUGGCUUUCAGCGAGGACUCGUCACAGGCAGCUCAUUACGUCAUGGGAAUCGUCCACGGAGAAGCCAGCUACCUGCCGGACUUCUUGGACUACUUCUCAACCAAGUUCCCAUCAGCUCCGGUCAAAAUGGAAAUACUGGGAAAGAAGGACAUCGAAACCACCACUAUGGUUAAUUUCUACUCUCAGGUGAAGAAAACGUACAGCAAUGGUACAUACAGAGCCGGGGCAAUGAGACAGAUCAGCCUGGUGGGAGCGGUGGACGAGGAGGUCGGGGAUUAUUUCCCAGAAUUCCUCGGCAUGCUGGAGGAGUCGCCCUUCCUGAAGCGGACUCUCCCAUGGGGAACGCUCUCCAGUCUGAGGCAGAUGAAUCCCACAGAGAGCGACGACGGUCCCAUAAUGUGGGUCAGACCAGGAGAACAGAUGAUACCUGUAGCUGAUAUACCAAAGUCCCCCUUUAAAAGAAAACGCUCCACCAACGAGGUGAAGAACCUGAUGCAGUCGCUGCCCAGGACCAGCGAGCCCAGAGAGAUGCUGUUUGAGGAUCGCACUCGGGCCCACGCCGAUCACAUCGGUCAGGGCUUUGAACGACAGACCACAGCAGCCGUGGGGGUGCUGAAGGCUGUGCGGGCCGAGGACAGCUCGGAGCCUCCUCGUGUAACCAAAGACGUCGUGUGUUUCCAUGCUGGUGAUUUCCCUCAAGUCGUUCAGAGGCUGCAGUUGGACCUGCACGAACCUCCACUGUCUCAGUGUGUGCAGUGGGUGGACGACGCCAAACUGAACCAGCUACGGCGCGAGGGCGUUCACUACGCCCGCAUCCGCCUGUGCCACAACGACAUCUAUUUCAUCCCUCGCAACGUGGUCCACCAGUUCAAGACCGUGUCGUCCGUCUGCAGCCUGGCGUGGCACGUCCGCCUGAGACAGUACCACCGUGGAGAGGGAGAGGAGGAGGAGGAAGAGGAGGAGGUUAACGUGAAGGAGGAGGAGCAGGAGGUUGAGUUGAAGGAGGAGAGGAAAGCAGUGGAGGAGAAAGAGGAGGAGAGGAGAGAAAAGAAAAAGGGUGAGAAAGGGUUGAAGGAGAGGAUAAAGGAGGAGGAGGAGGAGGUGGCAGAGAACAGGACGUUGCUGACUGUCAAAAAGGAGGAAGAGGAUCAACAUCCACCUCUCCUGUCUCAGCCUGCUCUCGCAGUGGACUCGAACAUGAGCGGCGCUAGAGACAAAGAGGUGGAGAAGGAGAGCAUGAAAGAUGGAGGAAAACUCAAGCGGCAGGAUUCACCUCCUGCUAAGGUGAAAGCAGAACUUCCUGCGCCUCCUCCCUGCAAGAAUAAAUCACCUUCACCUCUCUCUCCAACCCCUCAUCAUCCUCAUCAGGACACAAAACCCAAAGCAUCAAAGCACCUUCAUCAUCGCCACCAUCACCAUCAUUCGGAUAGCAGAAUGACAUCUUCCUCCUCUUCAGCUCCUAAAUCACCCGUCUCUAAAUCUUCCUCUUCUUCCGCUGUUCGCUCCUCUCUUGCAGCUCCCAGUCCAUCUUCUACCUCUUCUUUGUCUCCUGCUUUGUCCACAUCUUCCUCUGUGUCAACAACUGCUACAUCUACUGCUACUCCCAAGACUGCAGCGGACUUCUCCACGGUUUCUUCGACUUCCCAGCUGCCUUCCUCCUCUUCGUCAGACCAACCGAAAGACUUGCUUCGCCUGAAGUCAGACGUCCCUUCUGACACACGGACACAGGAGGUCGGAACGUCACACGCGUCACCUGGUGUGGAUGUACAAACCUCUGCAAGCUCACAAGCCGACACACGGACACACACAGUCGCUCGAAUGGCAACGGACUCACGGACACACACACUCCAAGAGAGGUGGACUCACAGUGUGGACGCCAGGACGUCUGCAGAUCCACAGAUGCAUCUGCCGCAGGACAAUGCGAGGCAAGGACUUUACAUGCAGCAAUACACACCCCAGCAUCUCCCACCACCGCCUCCUCACCUCCCUCCCAUGCUUCCCCCGUCUUUCUCCCCUCUCCUGCCACACUCCCACCUCCCUCACAGACCACCGAUGCUCCCCCCGAAUCCACUCCCUUCUCAGCAGCCCCAACCUCUGAACUCUUAUCUCAGUCAGAAAGCACCGCCACACUCAGUCAACAUGCACCUGCACCACCAACCAAACAUCACCACGCAGUCUCAGCCGUACUACCAGCCUCCGCUGAUCGCCGCCCCUCACCAACCAAACACUCCCCUCACCAGCUCCCAGUCGCUCCCCCCUCACCUGUCUCACCAUCAGUUCACCCCGCACGCCAACACCUUCUUCCCCCCUCAGCAUCCCCACUUCUCUCCUCACCACUUCCUCCCACCUCAGUCUUACCUCCCUCAGCCGCCCAGCUCUUACCCGCUACGACCACAAUACCAACCUCAGUCUUACCCUCACCCGCCUCCUCCUCCUUCCUCCUCGCCGCCUCCCCCUCCGCCUUCUCUUCCACCUCCUCCUCCUCCUCAACCCUCCCCUUCUGUCCUCCUCUCUCCCCCGAAGCAUGAAGAGGAGCAGAAACAGAUUUUAUAGUAGUUUUGUACAUACUGAUGCUGUUUUUAAAUGUAAGGUUUUAUUUCGGUUGUGUUGUAAAACGAUGUAUAAAGGAAAUAACGAGGCAGACGGUGUAUCGGUAUGAUCACAGUUUGGUAGUCUAUGAAGCAGAGUUGGACUUAACUCACCCCAGACCUCUCCACUGGACUGGUUUAGAUUGUACUGAACUCUUCGGUUGUACUCAGAAAUACUGAGAGUUGCAUUUGUCAGUAGUUUUGGCCUUCGGUCACGUACGGCUGCAUCAGUUUUGACUUUAAAGAUAUUAUUCAGGCUCGAGGUUUGAAUGAGCUCACUCGUCUGCCAAACUGCUGUCCGGUUCUGUUGUUUGAAGCGAGCCGUCAAAGGAAGGAAGGAAAGACGGUAAAAUUCUGCUUUGAACGACUUUGUGUCAGAUAUUUAUAUAAAAAGGUCAUCGUGAUGACCUUUUUGUGAAACUUGCAGCUAAUGCUUCCAUUUUUGUGGCUUUUUUCCUAGUAUAUUUUUUGUGCCCAAGACUGUUUCCGGAAUAAUGAUGGGUCAAAUCACAUUUCCUCCUCUAUAUUGUACAGAUAAACCUUAGUCAAUACAGGAUGUCACAGUAUGUUUCCCUGAUAUUGUAUUUUGAGCAAUAAUGCUCUGCAAUAAUCCGCUGAAUAUUAGUACAAAUGCAUUUUCCCAUCAUUGACACGGCGACUGCAAAUAUCAGUAUUUUUAUUCUGAUUUCAGAGCUAUUGAUAAAAGAUAGUAAUGUCCUGUUGAAUUAGCUCCAGUGUUUUAUUGUCCAGGAAGAAUAUUAGUGCAGUUUUAAGUGCCCCCCCCAUGGCAAUUAUAGUACGCUACAGAGUGUAGCAGCACCAUGAAGAGAGUCACAGUUUAAAGGAAUAGUUUGACAGUUUGGGAAAUGUAUUUAUUUUACGAGAGUUAGAUAAAAAGCUUGAGACCACUCCUGUAUGUGCGGUAAAUUCCUGGAGCCAGUAGUCGCUUAGCUUAGCUUAGCUUAAAGACUGGAAACACUGCAGUCUUGUCGACUCUACAAGUUACUGCUCCUGGUCAGGAAAUAGUCUGGCACAUAACCUGCUGCAAAACUGCUGGUGUUGUGGUUUUCUCCUUUCUGUAAAGUCUUGUCGAGCUUUGAAUUUAUAACCACCACUAAAAGAUUUGAACUUAACACCAUGACACAAACAAACAAACAAAACUCUAUUUCCUAAGUACAGUGUGUUUAAAUCUUUGGAUUUGCAGACAAGCAUGAUAAAGAUCUGAAAAAUCGAAGGCAUUUGAAGCUGUGCUCUUGACAGCUGCUGGAAAAAUCUAUCAACAAAAGGACGAACUUGGUCCACUUCAAACUGCAGGGCCGUGCCUGACCAAUUUGGCACCCUAGGCAAGAUAUUUGCUGCCUCACGCCAAUUUUUUCCUCCAACAUGAAUCCUGUCGGAUGUCACCUAAAUGGGAGUGAGUGCAGGUUGAAGUGAAGGGCUUUGAGAUUGCUUGGCCCAGACUGGAGAAGAACCUGCAGAUGGCACUACGUUGCUUCGGUGGCGUCUUAAGAUGAUGUUUAAAGGUGCGAGCUAUGUGAUCGAUUUCUUGUUCUCCUCGGUUCAUUUACAGCAGAACAAGCUCAGCACAGCCCCAAAAUUCACACAAGUCCUUUAAAACGGCCUUGUCGAGGCUUUUGAAAGUUCCUGGGGAGAUAUCAAAAUCAGCUCCCUCAACCUCGGCCCAUAUCUUAUUGAAAAGGCGGUCAAUGGUGACAUAGAGGUCUUCACAUCUUUUGUUGACCUUAGCUUUGUUAAAGACCCUUGUAACCAGCUUGUCAACAAGUAUUUGGACAGAGAGUUUGUUUGUCUCUGUCACUAAAUCCUGGCCUGGUGGUAAAUGGAGCACCGGUUCAGCACCUGUCUCCAGUACUGUGACUGCGGGUGCUGGUGAGGUUGAUUCAGUAGCAUUUAAAGCCUUCAUGACAUUGUCAUAAUGGAUGCCAGUCUGAUAUGUCAUCCACCACCUCAGCAGUACCUGGAAACGCCACACUGUCCUGGAAGUAGCCCUCCUGAUGUCGGCCAGUGUAUUUUUAAAUGGUCCAAGCCGACUAAAUGACUCUCGAGUCAUCCCCUCGAUGGUGUAAUCAGAAAGGAGACUCCCCAGUGCCUCUGUGAAAACUAGGUCUCUACCUUCAGCAAUAUGUUGCAGUUUUUUUUAACUGCAAGGCUUCAUCUCCAGCUGGCUGUUUCUCACCACCCUCUGGUCGGAGCAGUUCAGAGACAGAGUCAGCAAAGGAUUGCAGUGAUUCUCUGCUUUUCACUUUGCUGUUGGGCGAGAAUCUUCUCUUAAGAUUUCUUGCGGCACAAUGUAUCAACUGUUUAGCAUACUGUUUAACCAACAGAAGCGUUAUCUUGGGUCCUGGGCUUUUAUUUGCCCUGACUGCUGCAGCAGCAAACUCGCUGGUGUCACUCACGACACUAUCACUCUCCUGGUAGGUGUCACAUAGCAGCACAUCAUGCUCAGCGUCAGAGGCAUCAUCCAAUAAAAUAUUUAGGACAUCUCCCAGCUCCUUUGACACUAUUUUCUGGGCUUGAGAUUUUUUACUUUCCGCGCUGUCCUCUGAUUGCCUUGAGUCAGUCUCAGGGCUUCUUACCUGUACAGAUGAUGAACUGAAGCGCUCAUCAUCAUCAUAAUCGUCCCCUCCCACACAUCGUUUGUGUGUGGGAGGGAGAUGCACUUGAGGCUGCAUCACUUGGUGCUGAGGUGGAUGAGGUCGCUGCAGUUACAUUAGUAGGCCCAGGAUUUGCAAAGGUGGGGGACAAAUACUUCAGAAGUGCAUCUAAAAAGAGGAGAUACGUAUAUUUGACAAACUGGGCUUUUACAAUAUAUAUUAAUCAAAUAGCUGUUGAUUGUGAAACCAUCAUGGCAUAACCAUAAUGGCACCUAACAUUACAGCCUGCCUUGAUCUAAUGACAUUUUAAACACAGCAAACAGCCAAAAUAUAAAAAAUGCCAACUGUAACAUCACAAAUUGCACAAAUCUGAAAAUUGGAAAACAUAAAUAUACAGUAUAUGAAUAUAUGCCUGACCGCUAAUCAUUAGCGGCUAAUGAGCUGAGUUUAGCUCGCAAGUGCUUAAGUGGACCGCGGCGAAAUUGAUGCUGCCUGCCAGAGAGGCAGAAGGAUGCCAGGCAGGCAGAACUUUAAAUUAGAAACAUUAUUUCAUUACUAUUUAAAGACGUAUGGCUAUAUGUGCUGUUGUUGUUGUGUAGUGUAUUCUUGUCUAAUUUUUCGAAUAGAAUGGGGAAGAAAAACAACAACAACAAAGAAAAACCCUCUGGCAUGCUGGCGCCUAUAGCAUUUGCCUAACCUGCCCUAUGGGUGGCACGGCCCCGGUCCCUAACCAGGUGUAAUUUUUACACUUGCGUGUUAGUUAGUGAGCUCUAAAGCUGCUGUCAGGUGGAUUUUUACUAGCUGGGGAUAAGCUAAGCUAACCUGUUGCUACUGAUAGCUUCAUAUUUACCAUACAUACAGGCAGAGUGGUAACAGUCUGACUCUCUGAGAAACAACAAAGUGAAUAUUUCCCAAAAUGUCAAACAACUGUGAAAGUAUGGCGCUUAUCUUGUACCAGUAGCCCUCGACACCAGUGGCAGAGCUCUUAGUGUAACUUUGCUGUGUUUCUCAGCGUCUGUUGGAUGUGUACCAGGGUCUCCUAAUUUUGGAAACGGAGCACUUGACUGUUCAGCCAAGGACGAAUUCGACCCAGCCAAGGCUGCUACACAGACCGGCCUUCAGAGUCUCAGGAAUAAAAAAUAUUCAGGACACAUCCAUAAAUAUAUUGGUCUCCUAAAAAAAGAAAACAAAAAACUAAAUCUUUGUUACCUUUUAAGGUAGUAGUUCAGGGUUCAAUCUGCAACAUGAUGUUAGUACCUAUGCAGCUACAUUAAGAGCUCGCCAUGACUAAACUUUUGAUCUCACAGCAUCUGGAUAAAAAUAACAACGAGCAGAGCAAUAUCACACAGAUGCAGGAGGUCAAGACGUCCCAGAUGUGACUCAUUACAGCACUUUGUAACAUUAAUAUAUCAGCAGCUGUUUAAAUACAGUUGAUGUUAUUGGAGCCACUAAUUACGUCUGAUUAUCAACAGGGCAAUUUCAAGUUCUUCCAAGACUAUUACUUUAAAGUGACUGUUCACCCCAAAAUUAAAAGUACAUAUUUUUCCUCUUACCUGUAGUGCUGUUUAUUAUCUAGAUUGUUUGGUGUGAGUUGCAGAGUGCUGGAGAUAUCAGCCGUAGAGAUGUCUGCCUUCUCUCCAAUAUGAUGAAACUAGAUGGCACUCGGCUUGUGGUGCUCAAAGCUGCAAAAUAAUCCAUAGGUAAACUCAACAGCAAUGUCUCUUUCCAGAAAUUAUUAUUAUUAUUACUCAAGAUAAUCCACGGGUGAUCAGAUUUUGGAUAUUGGAUUGGAUCAAGCCCUGAAAAUGGGUUCAUGAGACCCUAAAAAAGAGGGUGGAUCACAGGGAGCACCACCAGUUGGUCCAGGAGCUUCUCCCCCAUGAUGGCUGUUUCCAGGCAUAUUUUAGGAUGACUCGGGGGCAGUUUGACAACCUGCUGUCUAUCGUCAGGCUGUAUAGCUCUGGGUAUCCAACAACCGCUACCACCGGUUUCUCCUCCAUUGUUUACCAACUGUAAACUUGUUGUCAUGACCACCACUGAAGGCCUGCCUCUCAAAUCAUCCGAUUGGACAAUGGAGAAAAAAAGGUGACAUGGGGCGUUUUUCUGCUCUGAGUUGAAGGUUUUUCAAUUCCAGGAGUUCAGAGUGCUCCGGCAAAACCCCCUGGUGCUUAGAGCGCAGAAAUGCAAGGCACAUCGCAACGCAAAGACAGCAAGCAAAAAGCUUCAUUCUCAUCAAAAACAACGACAAAGAGCCGCCUCCAGCUGCUAAAAUGCUUUCUGUGUGAUCAGGGCCUCAAAGAUCUCUGUUAGAUUAUCUUUGUUCACACCUGUGGUGAUAAGUGGCAAUUGCAGCAUGUUUUUUGGUAGCCUGCCUACAUUGCAAUAUGCAGUCCCAUGGAUAUCCGGAUUUGGUAAUCUUGAAAAGUCGGUAUCUGGAUCAGGAUGAUCUUAUCUUUUUGAUCCAAGCUUCAAAAGACUGGCACAAAAGUAUGAUGGAUCAGCUGAUCCUGCACAGCAAAACAUGGGAUUUCCAAAUCUGGAUCGUCCUUAUCUCUACUAUUUUUUUUUUAACUGGGCCCAGGUUGUGAUUUCUGGAAAGAGACAUUGCUGUUGAGUUUUUCAAAUGUAUUAUUUUGCUGCUUUGUGCACCACAAGCUGAGUGCCAUCUAGUUUCCUUAUAUUAGAGAGAAGGCAGACAACUCCAACACGUCAACUCAUGCUUAAACAAUGUAGAGCGAUAAACAGCACUACAGAUAAGAGGAAUUAUAUGAAUUUUGAUUUUGGGGUGAACUGUCCUUUUAAUAAUUCAGGCAUCACAACUCCUAUGAAAACUUUGUUUUUUAUUCUUAAUGGAAACAUGCUCCAGGACACAGAAGGUACACUGUCGAGAGUUCAUUCCCAAAGCACUAUUUAUCUAUUUAAUUGAAGUCCAGUUUCUCUGCAGUGUGUCUAUGAAAUGUUUUAUUUAUCAACCAGGGACUGGAGUGACCUCUUGUGUUUAAAAACCACAAUAAAUUAUUGACAUUCUGUUUUUUGCGACAACUAUGAAUAUGUUUCUCCAAGUGGUGAAUAUCUGAUUUUUAAAUCCAGACUCUUCUGUCUCACUUUGAUGUUGAAACUUGAUUUCUUCUUUGUCAUUGAUGUCUUGAUUUUACUAUCGAUAUUGGAGUACAGCCCACUUGCUAAUGUAGCCCACAACAUUUCCCCAGUGCCUGUCCUUAACUGUGAACUACUAAAUGGUCCCGAGCCGUGUAGAGACGGAGUUCUGUCCUUUCAUGGGAGUUUUUAGAAGCCUCAGUUUCAUGUUUUCACUGGAAAACUUAAAGAGCCUUAAAUUGGUCUCUAAAGCCGCUGAAAACUUUCCAAAUAUCUGCGGCACAAGUUGGGAUGAGUCAAACUCUGUGGCUUGGUGAGACGAUGUCCUAAAAGCAGGGUUGUGUUUUUAAUGAUUAGUCUCACCGCAGGCCUGGAAAAUCCUGGAAUAUUAAACCUUGAGCUCUCUUAAGGACCUCAUUUCAGAGACAGAACUCUUGGCUCUGCGGCUUUGGGGAGAGCGAGGUGACGAUGAAGCACUUGAUGCCAGUUGCAAGGCGCUCUGCAGCUCUUUUUAUCUUUUUGGGUUUCAGAUGUUACCAAAAAAAAAACAAAAAACAAAAAAACACCCCUGACAGGAACUUCUAUAUUUUUUGUACAAAUGUGACGAAAUUAUGGUCGAAAACAAAACAAGUCUUCAGGGGCCUGGCGUUUGUUUUCACAGAGUUUAUUUAUCUCAAAGUUUUUUGGUUUGUUUGUUUUUUCUAUUUUGUUUGUGUGAUUUUUAACUGUCAGCACUGUAGUGUACAUAAGAAGUUUUGUAAAGAGGAAAAAACUUGUAGUGUGGUUUCUACUUUAAAUAUGAGCCUAGCUAAUAAAAGGUUCAAUGUAUGGAAAA
Epinephelus moara (kelp grouper) is the source of this 10533-nucleotide messenger RNA. Its product is annotated as lysine-specific demethylase RSBN1L-like. Bases 77 to 3955 code for a protein of 1292 amino acids. Gene Ontology annotation, cellular component: nucleus. The record is from RefSeq and is a predicted model, not a curated record. NCBI's taxonomy places the organism in Eukaryota, Metazoa, Chordata, Actinopteri, Perciformes, Serranidae. The transcript is spliced from 9 exons.